UUCCCACCUAGCUCGGCGCAGCCAGCGCUACAGUACGCUCGCUACGCUAGCUGCCAAUCCCACCGGUGGCGCUCGGCCGCAAUAAAACGGGAGUGGGGACGCGCCGAGCCCGAUGGCCCACUCGCUCUCCAUCUCCCUCCCCACGCGGACGCCUCUGCUCCGCCGCCUCCUGCUCCGCCACCGCAGUCUCAUCCCCUCCGCGGCGCCGGCCGGGCUAGGCCCCUGCUACUGCUGCUCUUCCCCCGCCACGCCGCCUGGCCGCAUCUUCCUCGGACCCGGAGGUGCAGGUAGAAGACAGAGAGGUGGAGUGGGUAGCAGAACUAUGUCAACCUCCAUGAAUUUAACACCGGUGGCGGAAUCGGCAACGGCCAAGACAGGAGGGGAUGUGGAGCAGCUGCCAUUUGUGAAUGACAAACAUGGAGGUGUCAUUAUUGAGAUGACGGCCCCCAUGGAUCCACAAGUUUUCUCAUCUUCCUUGAAAUCAGCAUUAUCAAAAUGGAGGGAGCAGGGAAUAAGGGGUGUCUGGAUAAAGUUGCCCAUCAACCUUGCCAACCUUAUUCAAUCAGCAGUGGAGGAAGGAUUCUGGUACCAUCAUGCAGAGGAAACUUAUUUAAUGCUCGCGUACUGGCUUCCGAAUACGACUCAUACAUUACCUGUAAAUGCUACUCAUCGCGUGGGAGUUGGAGCUUUUGUAAUGAAUGACAAAAGAGAGGUAUUGGCUGUCCAAGAAAAAAGUGGUGUACUGCGAGGGCUGGGUGUAUGGAAAUUUCCAACUGGAGUUGUGGAACCAGGUGAAGAUAUAAACAUUGGAGCUGUAAGAGAAGUAAAAGAAGAGACAGGGAUUGAUACAGAAUUCAUCGAAGUACUUGCUUUCAGACAGAGCCACAAAGCUUAUUUUGACAAAUCGGAUCUAUUUUUUGUGUGCAUCUUGCGACCACUUUCCUUUGACAUUACUAAACAAGAAUCAGAAAUUGAGGAUGCCCAGUGGAUACCGGUAGAGGAAUUUGCGGCCCAACCAUUUGUCCAGAAACAUGAACUCGUGAAGUACAUUCUUGAUGUCGGUCUGGCUAAGGUUGACAAGGAAUAUGCAGGAUUUUCACCAAUCCUCAUAAAAUCCGCAUUCACGGACAAGAAGUCAUUUUUUUACAUGAACAGAAGGGAUCUGGACAAAGCUUCAGGAUCCAAUGGUACACAACAAAAUUGUUGAAAUCUCACUUGAACAGCGAAAGGGUUGAAGCAUCCACGCUUGAUAAUUUUGUUGGUCAAUUGGUAUUUUGUACGCCUGAUUUUGACUGUAUGAUGCAUGCCUCCGCCAUUCUGUAACUCAAAAGAGACGUAGCAUAGGGAAAGUACAGCUGAAAUUGUUGUACUUAUGUCCUAGAGAAAAGAAAUUGUUGUAGCUAGCUUGUGUUAUCAGUUUGCACCGAUAAUGUUACAAAUAAAUGCUUGUUGCCUGCA
Brachypodium distachyon (stiff brome) is the source of this 1458-nucleotide messenger RNA. Its product is annotated as nudix hydrolase 2. The transcript has 9 exons. Lineage: Eukaryota; Viridiplantae; Streptophyta; Magnoliopsida; Poales; Poaceae. Gene Ontology annotation, molecular function: NADH pyrophosphatase activity; NAD binding; ADP-ribose diphosphatase activity. The record is from RefSeq and is a predicted model, not a curated record. The coding region runs from base 113 to 1207 and encodes 364 amino acids.